This is a messenger RNA of Wasmannia auropunctata (little fire ant), 394 nucleotides long. Its product is annotated as lipase 1-like. The record is from RefSeq and is a predicted model, not a curated record. The transcript has 3 exons. Gene Ontology annotation, biological process: lipid metabolic process. Lineage: Eukaryota; Metazoa; Arthropoda; Insecta; Hymenoptera; Formicidae. The annotation marks the transcript as partial.
CCGCAGAUGAUAAGAAAAGCGGGUUAUCCCGCGGAGACUCACGUUAUACAGACGGAGGAUGGUUAUCUCUUAACACUUCAUCGUAUCCCAGGUGACACGGAUCAGCCACCCGUGUUGUUGCAGCAUGGUCUCUUGUGCAACUCCGCUCUCUGGGUCAUUUCCGGCAAGGAUAAAGGACUUGCUUUUAUAUUGGCCAAUCAGGGAUACGACGUUUGGCUGGGCAAUUUUCGUGGAAAUGUUUAUUCGAGGACGCAUGUUUCUUUAUCUCCAUCGGAUUCAAAAUUUUGGAAUUUCAGCUUUCACGAAAUGGGCAUUUACGAUUUACCCGCGACGAUCUCGUAUAUCAAGGAUACGACAUCGCAACCAUUGUAUUCGUACAUUGGUCUCUCGAUGG